This is a messenger RNA of Physella acuta, 1741 nucleotides long. RefSeq lists its product as uncharacterized. The record is from RefSeq and is a predicted model, not a curated record. NCBI's taxonomy places the organism in Eukaryota, Metazoa, Mollusca, Gastropoda, Physidae. Gene Ontology annotation, molecular function: oxygen binding; heme binding.
GGGUUGUGUGUUAAAGAUGGCUGGACACAAGAAGAUGAAACUUAGCUUCGGAGAUUAUCUAGGACCGUUACCUCUGUCCUACACGGACAUUCGCAGGGUCGCCGCCGAACAUGCAGCGGACCGACUGACCAAACUCCUGAACAAACAGUGCGGCGAGCUGGACAAGGGGAGCAAGCGCUGUACAAAACAAAGGACCGUCAAACUCAAGCCAACAGUGGACCACCAUCUGGAGGAAAUUAAAAAACCCAAGUUGAAAAGGCGACCAGAGCGUCUGGACAUCGACGACAAACACAUCAAGGCCGUGACAAGGUCAUGGUCGUACGUCGUCAAGUACCAAGAUGUUCUCGGUCCACGGAUCAUUAGCUUUUACCUAGACCAUUGCCCCAACCACGCCCAGUUCUACAACAACCUCACUUCCGGUAGCCUCAGCUCCAACAAAGAUGGCUGCCACCUCAUCAAGCAGAUCUCUGAGGUCCUCAAGCAUAUCAAGUCUGCCAGUGUGUUAAAAGAUGUCAUCGCCACAAAUUUUGAAUGCCUGUUACGUGCGGGUUAUACCAGGAAAUCUAUGCAGGAGUGCUGUGAGAGUUACCUCUCCUUUAUGAAGGAGUAUCUCCCCUCACCCUGGCCCGAGGACGUGGAAAAAUCCUGGAAAAUCCUGCUGGACCGGCUCAUUGAUUUCGCCUUUAAAUAUUGCCUCAAUCCUAACUUAGGGAAUCCUAAGAAAAAAACUGCAUUCAGACGAUCGCUUCCGUUAAGGCGAUGACAUUUCAAUUAAUUAUCUUGUUCAUUUUCUAUUGUAAGAUUUACUCCAGAAGCUGCUGGACCUAAUUAUUAUAAUACUAAUUAAGACACUAAUAAUUAUGAUAAUUAAGACAAAAAAUGUUUUGUAUCAUAGUUCUGAUAAAUAUAACCUGAGUAUCAUGGUUCUGAUAAAUAUAUCCUGUGUAUCAUAGUUCUGAUAAUAUAUCCUGGGUGUCAUAGUUCUGAUAAUAUAUCCUGUGUGUCAUAGUUCUGAUAAAUAUAACCUGAGUAUCAUAGUUCUGAUAAUAUAUCCCGUGUGUCAUAGUUCUGAUAAAUAUAUCCUGUGUAUCCUAAUUCUGAUAAAUAUAACCUGAGUAUCAUAGUUCUGAUAAAUAGGACCUGUGUAUCAUAGUUCUGAUAAAUAUAACCUGUGUAUCAUAGUUCUGAUAAAUAUAACCUGAGUAUCAUAGUUCUGAUAAAUAUAACCUAAGUAUCAUAGUUCUGAUAAAUAAAACCUUAUUAUCAUAGUUCUGAUAAAUGUAUCCUGUGUAUCAUAGUUCUGACAAAUAUAACCUGUGUACCAUAGUUCUGAUAAAUAUAACAUGAGUAUCAUAGUUCUGAUAAAUAUAACCUGUGUAUCAUAGUUCUGAUAAAUAUAACCUGAGUAUCAUAGUUCUGAUAAAUAUAACCUAAGUAUCAUAGUUCUGAUAAAUAAAACCUUAUUAUCAUAGUUCUGAUAAAUGUAUCCUGUGUAUCAUAGUUCUGACAAAUAUAACCUGUGUACCAUAGUUCUGAUAAAUAUAACAUGAGUACCAUAGUUCUGAUAAAUAUAACAUGAGUAUCAUAGUUCUGAUAAAUAUCUAAUGCGUUUGUGCUUUUAAGAAAUUUCUCGUGAUUUUUUUAUAUCCAUUUAAAUUUAGCUAGGUCUAAAAUAUUUUUGUAAAAUAAUGUGUUUAAUUUUGUUAUGAUUUAUUUAAAUUACUAUGCGAAAAAAUAUUUU